GCACACCUCGCCGCUGUCCUCCCGUUCGCCAGCGUGCGACGGUUCCUUCCGUGCUUUCCGCCCAGCAGCUUGGCUAAGCAGCGCAGGGGCGUGCAGCAUGUCGCGGCGGCGGCACAGCGACGAGAAUGAUGGGGGACAGCCUCACAAAAGGAGAAAGACCUCUGAUGCAAAUGAAACAGAAGACCAUUUGGAAUCUUUAAUAUGCAAAGUAGGAGAAAAGAGUGCCUGCUCUUUGGAGAGCAACCUAGAAGGCUUGGCUGGCGUUUUGGAAGCUGACCUUCCUAACUACAAGAGCAAGAUCUUAAGGCUUCUUUGUACAGUUGCACGUCUGUUACCCGAGAAGUUGACAAUUUAUACAACGUUAGUCGGACUGCUGAAUGCCAGGAAUUACAACUUCGGUGGAGAAUUCGUAGAAGCCAUGAUUCGUCAACUUAAAGAAUCUUUGAAAGCAAAUAAUUAUAAUGAAGCUGUAUAUUUGGUUCGUUUUUUAUCUGAUCUUGUGAAUUGUCACGUCAUUGCAGCCCCGUCAAUGGUUGCUAUGUUUGAAAAUUUUGUAAGUGUAACUCAGGAAGAGGAUGUACCUCAGGUGCGACGGGAUUGGUACGUGUACGCGUUUUUGUCAUCUUUGCCCUGGGUUGGAAAGGAGUUGUAUGAGAAGAAGGAUGCGGAGAUGGACCGCAUCUUUGCCAACACGGAAAGCUAUCUUAAGAGACGUCAAAAGACUCAUGUGCCCAUGUUACAAGUGUGGACUGCUGAGAAACCACAUCCACAAGAAGAGUAUUUAGAUUGCCUGUGGGCCCAGAUUCAGAAAUUGAAAAAGGAUCGCUGGCAGGAGCGGCACAUCCUAAGACCUUAUCUUGCCUUUGACAGCAUCCUGUGUGAAGCACUCCAGCACAAUUUGCCUCCUUUUACACCUCCUCCUCACACCGAGGACUCAGUGUACCCAAUGCCAAGGGUCAUCUUCAGAAUGUUUGAUUACACAGACGACCCCGAGGGUCCUGUAAUGCCAGGGAGUCAUUCAGUGGAGAGAUUUGUAAUAGAAGAGAAUCUUCACUGCAUCAUUAAGUCUCACUGGAAAGAAAGAAAGACUUGUGCUGCACAGCUGGUGAGCUACCCAGGGAAGAAUAAGAUCCCCUUGAACUACCACAUAGUUGAGGUGAUCUUUGCAGAGCUGUUUCAGCUUCCAGCACCACCUCACAUCGAAGUGAUGUACACGACGCUGCUCAUCGAGCUGUGCAAGCUGCAGCCUGGCUCUCUACCCCAAGUCCUUGCACAGGCGACCGAAAUGCUGUACAUGCGUUUGGACACGAUGAGCACCACAUGUGUAGACAGGUUUAUUAAUUGGUUUUCCCAUCAUCUAAGUAACUUCCAGUUCCGUUGGAGCUGGGAAGAUUGGUCAGAUUGUCUUACUCAAGAUCCUGAAAGUCCCAAACCAAAGUUUGUACGAGAAGUUCUAGAAAAAUGCAUGCGGUUGUCUUACCAUCAGCGGAUAUUAGAUAUUGUUCCUCCCACCUUCUCAGCUCUGUGUCCUGCAAACCCCACCUGCAUUUACAAGUAUGGAGAUGAAAGUAGCAAUUCUCUUCCUGGACAUUCAGUCGCCCUCUGUUUAGCUGUUGCCUUUAAAAGCAAAGCCACCAAUGAUGAGAUCUUCAGCAUCCUGAAAGACGUCCCCAACCCCAACCAGGAUGACGAUGACGAUGAAGGGUUCAGUUUCAAUCCACUGAAAAUAGAGGUCUUCAUGCAGACUCUGCUGCACUUGGCAGCCAAAUCGUUCAGCCACUCCUUCAGCGCCCUCGCAAAGUUUCAUGAAGUCUUCAAAACCCUGGCUGAAAGUGAUGAAGGAAAGUUGCAUGUUCUGAGGGUCAUGUUCGAGGUCUGGAGGAACCACCCACAGAUGAUUGCUGUACUGGUAGAUAAGAUGAUUCGUACUCAGAUUGUCGACUGUGCGGCAGUAGCAAAUUGGAUCUUCUCUUCAGAACUGUCUCGUGACUUUACUAGGUUGUUUGUUUGGGAAAUUUUGCACUCCACAAUUCGUAAGAUGAACAAACACGUUCUGAAGAUCCAGAAAGAGCUGGAAGAAGCUAAAGAAAAACUCGCAAGGCAACACAAACGGAGAAGUGACGACGACGACAGAAGCAGUGACAGGAAAGACGGGGCUCUGGAGGAGCAAAUAGAAAGACUGCAGGAAAAAGUGGAGUCUGCCCAGAGUGAACAAAAGAACCUCUUCCUCGUCAUAUUUCAGCGGUUCAUCAUGAUCCUGACCGAGCACUUAGUACGUUGUGAGACUGACGGGACCAGCGUGUUAACUCCGUGGUACAAGAACUGUAUAGAGAGGCUUCAGCAGAUCUUCUUACAGCACCACCAAAUCAUCCAGCAGUACAUGGUGACCCUGGAGAACCUGCUCUUCACUGCUGAACUAGACCCUCACAUCCUGGCCGUGUUCCAGCAGUUCUGUGCCCUGCAGGCCUAAGGGUGACUUUUUUCUCCUCAUGUCAAGACUUUUUAGAAAUUUUAUUUGUCUUAUUUUUGAUGGCUUGAAUGCUUGCUUUCUUGUAGCAUCCUUUUACUGUCUAAAGGAAACAGAAAGAGGACGACAGUGAAGAAUAUGGCAUUGAUUACCUGUAAUUGCUCCUAAAAAGCAAAUACUCCUAAUGACAAUGUGACGAUAACCUUAGGAUGUAUUAUAUACAUGACAUACAACUUUUCUGACUUUCUCCCUCUUUAAGGCACAAAAGAUAACUGGUCUGAGGUAUGUGAACACUAGAGGUCAAGCUAACACAGUAGUAUACAGAACCAGUGGGUUUCUUACCAAGUAGCAUAGCUUUUCACAGGUCGUGGAUAACCUAACGUGGCUAAAAUAAAACUAAAAAUAUGUUUUUUAAA
This is a messenger RNA of Phyllostomus hastatus (greater spear-nosed bat), 2883 nucleotides long. It is a transcript of the gene NCBP1, whose product is annotated as nuclear cap binding protein subunit 1. The transcript is spliced from 23 exons. NCBI's taxonomy places the organism in Eukaryota, Metazoa, Chordata, Mammalia, Chiroptera, Phyllostomidae. The coding region runs from base 98 to 2470 and encodes 790 amino acids. Gene Ontology annotation, biological process: mRNA export from nucleus; regulation of mRNA processing; nuclear-transcribed mRNA catabolic process, nonsense-mediated decay. Gene Ontology annotation, cellular component: nucleus; nuclear cap binding complex. Gene Ontology annotation, molecular function: mRNA binding; protein binding; RNA cap binding. The record is from RefSeq and is a predicted model, not a curated record.